UGUGUCAGUGUGUGUCUCUGCUCAGGAAGGUGAUGGACGCCGUCAUGUGGCUGCUGGGAGGCCACACCCACCUCACGACUCAGGUCCUCAGCUCCGCCCACUAUGAGCAGAUCCAGAUGUGUGAGGACGUCACUGUGUCUCUGCUCUGUGUCCAGAUGUGGAUUCAAGUCUGCACAGCCAACAGGAACUUCCUGUCCAGCCUGACUGACGACUCCGUCCUGUUGUUGCUGAACGAGGUCGUCGGCCAAUUAGCUGUCAGCUCCAACGUGGCGGUGGGAGGGGCCUCAGUCAAACUCAUCCUCCUCAUGGCCAAUCAGCUGCAGCUGCGUCUCAAGCCCCUCCUCCUCAACUUCAAAGGACUGGACGACCUGCUGGACAAGGACUGGAGGGGGCGUGGCAUUGACCAGGACAUGGACCAGCUAAUUGAACUCAUCCAAUCAGACAGAGGCACGACGAGUCCCUCUCAGGUGAGUGCAGAGCGUGUGCGGGCGGCGUGUGUGAUCCAGGCGUCAUGGAGGUCGUUUCGGAGCCGGCGCCGAGUGAAGAGUCUGAACAGAGCUGUGGGUUCCCUGCAGAGGAGAUUCAGGGCUCGGAGGAGGCAGCAGCAGCAACAGAAGGAGGCUCAGCAGUGGGAGGAGGAGCUUAAGUAUCAGGUGUGUGUGCGGCGCCUGCAGGCGAGGAGGGCGUUCCAUCAGAAACAGAGACACCUGCUGCAGCUGCUUCCUCCAGACCAGGUGCAGUCGUACCUGAGGGAGUGCGAGCGGCGAGCGGCGGUCGUGAUCCAGAGCGUCUGGAGAGGCUCACGAGAGCGGCGCCGCUACGUCAGCUCCCAAAGAGACGAUCUGAGGCGCCAUCGAGCCGCCAGGACGCUGCAGAGAGCGGUGCGGCGCUUCCUGCAGAACAGACGAGCGGCCAAAGCCCCGCCCACUGCACCGCUGUGGAUUGGUCAGAAAGGUUUGACGGACAGUAGGAGGGUGGAGCUGAAGGCUCAGGUGGAGGAAUACAUCGCUGUGCAUCGAUCGUCCCGGGUGUCUCCAGGCGAGUGUGAGCGUCUCCAUCAGGAGGUUCAGCUGCUGCUGCUGUCGGAGCUUCAGAGAGGAGACGAGCGGAGGAGGGCGGAGCAAAGGAUGGAGGCGCUGCUCGCUCACACACACACUCAGCUGGAGCUGCUCAGAGACGCCCCGCCCCUUUGCGUUGUCACGGCGACAGUGGCCGAGGCCUUCCUCAGCCCCUCAGGUGUCUGCGACCUUCGCGCCCGUGAAGCCCACAACGCCACGCUGCAGGCGAGCCGGCUCCCCUGGUGGAGGACGCUGGCAGAGCCGGUGGACCCGCCCGACCCCGCCCACCCGUGGGAGCUGGAGGCGGAGUGA
Messenger RNA from Limanda limanda (common dab), 1370 nucleotides. RefSeq names its product IQ motif containing B1 (gene iqcb1). Gene Ontology annotation, cellular component: cilium. The transcript has 11 exons. Gene Ontology annotation, biological process: cilium assembly. The record is from RefSeq and is a predicted model, not a curated record. The coding region runs from base 33 to 1370 and encodes 445 amino acids. Lineage: Eukaryota; Metazoa; Chordata; Actinopteri; Pleuronectiformes; Pleuronectidae. Gene Ontology annotation, molecular function: calmodulin binding.